Molecule: messenger RNA, 1960 nt
Organism: Monopterus albus (swamp eel)
Lineage: Eukaryota; Metazoa; Chordata; Actinopteri; Synbranchiformes; Synbranchidae
Gene: atf4b
Product: activating transcription factor 4b
Exons: 3
Coding region: 299-1624 (441 amino acids)
Biological process (GO): regulation of transcription by RNA polymerase II
Cellular component (GO): nucleus; ATF1-ATF4 transcription factor complex; ATF4-CREB1 transcription factor complex
Molecular function (GO): RNA polymerase II transcription regulatory region sequence-specific DNA binding; DNA-binding transcription activator activity, RNA polymerase II-specific
Source: RefSeq, a predicted model, not a curated record
GCACUAUAUUAGCACCGCACCACGACGUGCGUCAUUUUCCUUCCAGAGGAGCAGCUAACGAAGUAGGAGCAUUGUCGGACAUCGCUCUGUUUUGCCGAAAUGGCAGUGUAAACGCGUGCAGCGACCCAGCAGCAGCCAACAAAACAGUGCAUCCAACCAGUGCACUGAGUUACUUCUAAUUCAGCAAAAAUGUCGUCUUACACGGAAACCCUCAGCACUGCUGCAUUCGACAGCAUAAAAGAAUUCAACACUCUCCUAGCAUCAUCACGCACUCCGUUCGUGACCAACAACAGCCACUAUGACCAUGAUGAUGACAAACUCACAGUUUGGCCUGGAAGACAUGGAGGACCUUUUCUGGGCCUCCUCUCCCAUGGCUGACGUCAUGGGCUCUGCGUUCUUUCACCCUGACCUAGAAGAAAAACAGGAAGGAGGAGGAACCUCACUGGAGGGGGGCACCUCACCUGCGUCACCUCUUACCACCUCAUCGCUGUCUUCUUCCUCCUCUCCUCCUCCCUUCUACUCUCCUCGCUCGCCACCGGCCGCCCUCCAUGGGGACAAAGCUGGGACUGAGUCUGACGUGCUCUCCCUCCCCUGGCUGGGCCACCCUGGUCCACUGAGAUGCAGCCAGAUGGCGUCUGAUGACUGUAAAGAGGAUGCAUUUUGUGACCUGGACUGGAUGGCUGAGAGGGUGGAUCUGAGAGAGUUUGACCUGGACUCUCUAAUUGGCUCCUGCAGCACCACCGAGGACUCCACCAGCUCUCCAGAAGACCUCCUGGCCUCCCUAGAUUGCCCCAUGGAGCUCGACUCCCUCCCAAUGCCCAGUCACUCAACUCCUACACCCCCGAGUUUGUCCAGUGCGUCACCUCCUCCUGUCCUUCCCACUGUCUGUCCAGAUCUUCCUACCAUUACAGUGAAUGGUUCUGAAUCCUGUGUUGAUGAGCAGGAGCCCCCCUCUCCUCCCCUGUGUGUCCCAGAGCCUCAAGAGGAGCUUGAAAUCAAAUCUGAGACAGCUUCCCCUGAGCCGUCUUCUCCCUUGGUUGACUCUCCUUCCUCACCAGCCUACACCCUGGACCUGGGCAGCGAGGUGGAUGUCUCAGAGAGUGAGGUGAAGCCAGUGGUAGCUGCUGUGAUCCCUCAGGUCCCGAGGCUGGUGCUCUCCCUUUCCCCGACCCGCAUCGUCCUCGUUCUGGCUCCUAAAAAUGAAGUCGAGGUCACCACCAGUACUGUAACCACGACAUCAGAACUCACUCAUCCCCCCACCCCACAAAGGUCCUCCAGAAGCAGACCAUACCCUGAGCCCAAAUGCAAAGCCAGCCCACCCUCUCCCAGUGUCAAGGUGAAGGCGCUGCAGGGUGCGGGUGGCGAUAACAGGGCAACUUUCAAGGCACCUAAGGACAAGAAAGUAAAGAAGAUGGAGCAGAAUAAGACGGCUGCUACGCGCUACAGACAGAAGAAAAGGGCGGAGCAUGACAAGCUCAGUGAAGAGCAUGCACUGCUGGAGAGGAAGAACAUGGAGCUGACGGAGAAAGCUGAAAGUAUGGCCAGGGAGAUAGAGUAUCUGAAAGAGUUGAUGGAGGAGGUCCGCCUGGCCCGGAUGAAGAAAGGUGUUGGUGCUGACCCCUAGUGGUUGGACAGUGUGUGUAAUAGGAAGUGGGGAUUUUUCAAGGUCAUGGCACUGCUGAUUUUAUUUCUUGAAGGCAGACAUGUCAGUAUAUGAGAGUAAUUCCUUUUAAGAUAUCCAACACUGGUAUUACAUGUAGAAUAUAUCUAGUCAUAUUUAGAGUAGUCCUAUAGAGAUAAGUAUUUUCCAUUCAGUAUAUGCGCUUGUGUGCUGUUUCUUAUGUGUUUCCUAAAUCUGAAUCUCAGUAACUUGUAAGAUUCUUAACUUGUAAAAUGUGCAUGUUGUAGUGUAACAGGACCCCCUGUAUAGUCAGUCUGCUAAUAAAGAGUCUUAAACCUG